AAAACUUCCUCUUUGAAAAGUUUCUUCUUUUUUCAUGGGCUCUCUCUCGAAACUUCACGUUGUUCUUAUCCCAGUUCCAGCACAGGGACAUGUCGUUCCAAUCAUCUAUCUCGCCCGGAAGCUCGCGCUCCUCGGAGUCACUGUGACCAUCAUCAACGUUGAUAGCAUCCACGAAACCUUGCAGCAAUCCUGGAAGAGAGAGGACAAUCCUGUGAGUAAUGGCCACAACAUUCGCCUCGAGUCCAUCUCUAUGGACUUGCGAGUUCCCAAUGGCUUCGACGAGAAGAACUUCGACGCGCAGGCCGCCUUCUGCGAGGCCAUCUUCCGAAUGGAGGAUCCACUCGCGGAGCUCUUGUCCCGGAUCGAUCGAGACGGCCCCAGAGUCGCGUGUGUCGUCUCGGACUUUUACCAUCUCAGUGCUCCACACGCUGCAAAGAAGGCUGGAUUGGCUGGAGCGAGCUUUUGGCCGGGAAACGCUGCUUGGGCUGCCAUCGAAUUCCACGUUCCAAAGCUCCUGGAGAUGGGAGACGUUCCUGUCAAAGCGGGAGAUGAAAAGCUGAUUUCUUACAUCCCUGGAAUGGAGCUAAGAUCGCAAGACAUUCCACUCUUCAUGCACGACGGAGAAUUCGAGAAGAACGGGGAAGAACAAUCACUGUAUCGCUCCAAGAGGAUCGCACUGGAUUCUUGGUUUCUGAUAAACUCUGUCCACGACAUCGAGCCGCGAAUUUUCGAAGCGAUGAGGGAAGGAUUCGGGGAGAAUUUCGUGCCGGUUGGACCAUUGUUUCCUCUCAAGGGAGAGGCGAUCGAUUCGACUGGAUUGCAAGAGGUAAACCUGAGAACUCCGGAUGAAUCUUGUCUUCCAUGGCUAGACAAGCGUGAUCGUGGUUCGGUCCUCUAUGUUUCGUUUGGAAGCAUCUCCUUCAUGACUGCCAAGCAAUUCGAGGAGAUCGCGCUGGGAUUGGAGGCAAGCAAGGUUUCUUUCCUCUGGGUGAUACGAUCAAACUCUGUUCUUGGCAUGGACGAGGAGUUCUACAAAGGUUUCGUGAGCAGGACUGGCGGGAGAGGAUUGUUCGUGAGAUGGGCGCCGCAGCUAGAGAUCUUGCAGCACGAAGCAACAGGGGCUUUUCUCACUCACUGCGGAUGGAACUCCAUGCUUGAGAGCUUGGCGUGUGGAGUGCCAAUGCUGGGGUGGCCAUCUAUGUUUGAGCAAAACACGAAUGCCAAGCUGGUGCUGGAAGGCGAGGGCGUGGGAGUGGCAUUCUCGAGAUCUGGAGGGAAGGAUGGAUUUGCGCCGAGAGAAGAGGUGGAAGAGAAAGUGAGGGCGAUCAUGGAGGGAGAGCAAGGCAGGAGAUUGAAAGCCAGGGCGAUGGAGAUUCGAGAAUUGGCUGUCAAGGCUGCUUCUCCCGGAGGUUCUUCUCACACGAACCUCAAGAAAUUCGUGGAGAGCCUUGCCUCGUAAAGAAGAUCUUCGCGGGGAUACCGAUCAAAAACGCUGUCGCGGCAACGAUCAUGAUCGUCGCCUAUGGCCAAGAGGGCGACGGGGAUUCCGCUAAGCAGGUGUUUGAUCGUGCCUUGCCCAGAAUCUCCUUUGCUGGAACGCGAUGCUCACAGCAUAUGCGCAGAACGUGCAUUUGCAUUAAUUGAAGCUUCUCUUUGAUACCAUGCCCGAGAAAGAUGUGAUCUCUUGGACCGCAAUGCUACAAAAACAAUACCUAGUUUGAUAGAUGCCGAGAAUGUUUUUGCAACUAAAUGGAAUUUAGCAACCUGGACUGCUAUGGGUCAUGUAAA
Molecule: messenger RNA, 1788 nt
Organism: Selaginella moellendorffii
Lineage: Eukaryota; Viridiplantae; Streptophyta; Lycopodiopsida; Selaginellales; Selaginellaceae
Product: UDP-glycosyltransferase 85A3
Exons: 2
Coding region: 35-1459 (474 amino acids)
Molecular function (GO): UDP-glycosyltransferase activity
Source: RefSeq, a predicted model, not a curated record